GCGACUUUUUAGUUCGAUUCCACCAACCGUGCUCUUCGGACGUGCGUUUAUCUUCCUCCUUAUCGCAAUUUGUCAACAAAGGCAAAGAAAGCAAAAACUUCCAUUCAGCACUCAAAUCGCAUCGUGUGCAGUGUUUUGCUUUUAUUUUAUCAAUCGAACCGCGCGCGCUCCCCCGUGCGUGUGUGUGUGUCUGUGUGAAGCCGAACUAAAUCGAACGAAAGACAAUCGCGCGCGCCUUCGCGGGAAGCAAGAAUUACAUAAGGAUUCCGAGUCGCGGUUGGCUCUCGGAGCAGGAGCCAGUUCAGUUCGCAGUUUCCUUUCGACCAACGCGGAGUGCAGUUUCGGUUUAAAGUCUCCUUUUGCUUUUGCUUGCUCUUCCGGAAGAAACACACACACACUCAGUCAUGGCUGAUAAGGUGAAGGUUUGCAUUGUUGGAUCCGGAAACUGGGGCUCGGCCAUUGCCAAAAUCGUCGGCGUGAACGCCAAGCGGCUGCCCACGUUCGAGGAUCGCGUCACGAUGUACGUGUUUGAGGAGCAGGUUGACGGCAAAAAGCUCACCGAGAUCAUCAACAGCACGCACGAGAACGUCAAGUACCUGCCUGGACACAAGCUGCCCGAGAAUAUCGUCGCCGUUCCGGACGUGGUCGAGGCCGCCAAGGAUGCCGACAUUCUGAUCUUCGUCGUGCCCCAUCAGUUCAUCCGCGGGCUGGGCCAGCAGCUGCUCGGCAAGAUCAAGAAGACGGCCGUCGGUCUGUCGCUGAUCAAGGGCUUCGAUGUGGCCGAGGGCGGUGGCAUGGAGUUGAUCUCGCACCUCAUCACGAAGCACUUGAACAUUCCGUGCAACGUUCUGAUGGGUGCCAACUUGGCCAAUGAGGUCGCCGAGGAGAAGUUCUGCGAGACGACGAUCGGCUGCCGGGACAUGAAGGUCGCGCAGACCUUCCGGGACCUGUUCCAGACGCCCAACUUCCGGGUUGUCGUGGUGGACGAUGUGGACGCGGUUGAGAUUUGCGGUGCGCUCAAGAACAUCGUGGCGUGCGGAGCUGGCUUCGUGGACGGCAUGGGUGGCGGUGACAACACGAAGGCCGCCGUCAUCCGGCUUGGUCUGAUGGAGAUGAUCAAGUUUGUGGACGUGUUCUACCCGGGCAGCAAACUGUCGACGUUCUUCGAGAGCUGCGGCGUGGCUGAUUUGAUCACCACCUGCUACGGUGGCCGCAACCGCAAGGUGUCGGAGGCGUUCGUCAAGACCGGCAAAUCCAUCAAGCAGCUGGAGGAUGAGAUGCUCAACGGGCAGAAGUUGCAGGGUCCGAUCACCGCCGAGGAGGUCAACUUUAUGCUGAAGAGCAAAUCGAUGGAGGACAAGUUCCCCCUGUUUACGGCGAUCCACAAGAUCUGCACCGGACAGAUCAAACCGGCGGGCUUCCUGGACUGCCUGCGCAACCACCCGGAGCACAUGACGCAACGGGCAAAGCUCUAAAAAAAUAUCAUGACUAAUAUCCCCCUCCACAAAAGAAAUUAAAAAAAAAAAGUAUCACACAUCCAACACCCCAAUUGUGUACACUCCCACUAAUAGUGUCAGAAUACUUCUUCCACCAAAAAAGGUUUGAAACACCGUGGGGAAGUAGUCGCGAAAUGAUCUCGAAAGAUUCGUUUUUUUAAACAAUAAUACUUUAGUUUAAAUUUUCUGCAAGAAUUAAAGACUGCGUUUAGUUUGCAUUUAUCAGUUACGAGGAAGCAAUCCGUUCCAUUUUUAACUUCCCCAUUAGUAGUAACGCAAACAUUAAAGUUCCAGGUUGCACUCAAGAUGCUUGAAGGCUGAAAGUAAAAACCAAAAUCGUAGGGGGAAAAUUGCAAUGCUAAAAAGACAAAUAAAUUCCGGAAAUCAUCCACUAAAUUAGA
Culex quinquefasciatus (southern house mosquito) is the source of this 1897-nucleotide messenger RNA. It is a transcript of the gene Gpdh1, whose product is annotated as glycerol-3-phosphate dehydrogenase [NAD(+)], cytoplasmic. The record is from RefSeq and is a predicted model, not a curated record. The transcript has 6 exons. Gene Ontology annotation, cellular component: glycerol-3-phosphate dehydrogenase (FAD) complex; cytosol. Gene Ontology annotation, biological process: glycerol-3-phosphate catabolic process; carbohydrate metabolic process. The coding region runs from base 405 to 1475 and encodes 356 amino acids. NCBI's taxonomy places the organism in Eukaryota, Metazoa, Arthropoda, Insecta, Diptera, Culicidae. Gene Ontology annotation, molecular function: protein homodimerization activity; glycerol-3-phosphate dehydrogenase [NAD(P)+] activity; NAD binding.